This is a messenger RNA of Ctenocephalides felis (cat flea), 2570 nucleotides long. Its product is annotated as zinc finger protein 354A-like. Gene Ontology annotation, cellular component: nucleus. NCBI's taxonomy places the organism in Eukaryota, Metazoa, Arthropoda, Insecta, Siphonaptera, Pulicidae. The coding region runs from base 85 to 2349 and encodes 754 amino acids. Gene Ontology annotation, molecular function: zinc ion binding; DNA-binding transcription factor activity, RNA polymerase II-specific; RNA polymerase II cis-regulatory region sequence-specific DNA binding. The record is from RefSeq and is a predicted model, not a curated record. The transcript has 15 exons. Gene Ontology annotation, biological process: regulation of DNA-templated transcription.
AAAACAUAACCAAUGAGAAACAUAUGACAGCUAGUAAAUAUAAAUAAAAUUAUUCUUCUUCAAAAUAAAUGUUUAUAAUUAAUAAUGGAUAAAAAGGUGAUAGAUUUCGAUAAGGUGUGCAGAACGUGCUUGUCAAUUAAAAAAGAUAUGAGACCAUUAUUUGAGGAAUUAAUUGCUACUUUACUUAUGGAAUGCACAAAUAUCAAGGUGUCCCAAACGGAUGGCUUGCCUGGACAGAUUUGUGUGCAAUGUGUGCAUCAAAUAAGUCGAUGCCAUUCAUUUAAAUCCCAAGUUGAACGAUCAGAUGUUACUCUGAGAGAUUACGUACAACAAAUGCAACAAGCUAACCAAACUCAACAAAACAGACAAGUACUUUUAACAGUUUCAGGAGAAGAUUGCGAAAUGGUGGUACCUGAUUUAAUAUCAGACCAAAAUGGACAUAAUUUUUACACAAACAAUCAAAGCGGAAAUACACAUAUUACGAAUACUGAUGGUACAAACUUUAAAGUUAUUGAACUUUACGACCAGAUAAAUGAAAGUAGUGGAUGCUCGCAGCAGAUUCAAGUACAUGUUUUGCAACAGCAUGCUUUGACUGAUUCGCAACUCUUAGAUCAAAAUGCUCAGCAACAUGAAAUUAUUCAGAAUAUUGUUAAUAGUAGUGAAUUACAGACUCAACAAAUAGCUAGUAUUCAGCAGCAACAGGAAGAAAUAAAACAACAAAACAUAAUCACAUUGCAGCAAGAAAUUCAACAAUUAGAAGAAUCACAGAAGAAUGUAUCAACCGAACAGAACGAGAUUAAUUUUGAUGAUCCUGAAGAAGAUAAAAGUUAUUUAGAAUUAGUCACUUUUCAAGCAGCUGCUUCAGUAACACCUGGAAGGCAUAUAUGUAACCUGUGUUGUAAAGAAUUCAAACACUCGAAGUGGUUGAAAGCACACAUGAGAUCACAUUCAAAUUGGAUAAAGGCAAAUUGUAAAAAGCCCCCAAUUUGUACAAUAUGCAACCGAAGUUUUAAAGGUCCAGGGAUGCUAAAAAUGCAUAUGAAAACACAUGAGGCAAAACCAGAAAAACCACCUACGUGUACUGUGUGUCAUAAAGAAUUUAAAUCGAAAACUAUAUUAUAUCGGCAUAGACAAACACAUUUUGAGAAAAAGUUGUAUCCUUGUACUGUUUGUGAAAAAAGUUUUAUUUCCAACUAUGCUCUGCAAGCCCAUCUUGCCCGACACCGUGGAGAAAAACCAUAUAAAUGCUACAAUUGCGAGAAAAGUUUUUAUAAUCCUACAGAUUUAAAGGUGCACAUGAGGCUUCAUACUGGGGAAAAGCCUUUAAAUUGUCCGGACUGUGGAAAAGCUUUUCGACGUCAUAGUACCUUAUGCCAGCAUGCUAAGAAACAUCGAGGUGUAAGGGAUCAUGUUUGUGCGACUUGUGGAAAAGCCUUCUUUGAGAUUUCUAAACUUAAUGCCCAUAUGCGUGUUCAUACAGGUGAAAAACCGUUUGAAUGCCAGUACUGUUCUCGUAGAUUUACUCAACAAUCAGCUUUGAUUUAUCAUCGAAGAACGCAUACGGGAGAAAGACCGUAUGCUUGUGAAUCGCCAGGAUGUGAUAUGAAAUUUGCAACCAGCUCAGCUCGAAAUAAUCAUAUGGCUACACACACGGGAUUUAAAAAGUUUGCUUGUUCUGAUUGUGGAAAAGGAUGCACGAAUAGGACUGAACUUAAAAUUCAUAUGACAAAACAUACAGGAGAAAAAUUGUUUCCUUGUGAAUUUUGUGAUCAGAAAUUUUCUACUGCUAGUUAUCUUGCUGUUCAUAGGCGUCACCAUACAGGAGAGAAAAAAUAUGUUUGUGAAACGUGUGGGAAGGGCUAUGUGGAGUCUGGCUCCUAUAAAAAACAUAUAAAGACACAUGAAACGGCUAAUAAUGCUAAGACAUUUUCCUGCACUUUGUGUAACAAAUCUUAUACACAGUCUCAAAACCUUAAAAAACAUAUGAUGACUCAUCAACAAGAUCAACAAAAUCAGCAAGUUCAGCAACAACAACAACAACAGCAACAACCACAAACCCAACAACAAACGAUAAUUCAAGCCCAGCCACAAACUGUAACAAUGCAUCAAAUUAGACAAGCAUCUCCUGAUACCGUACUUGGCCAGGUUUCACUACAACAUCCCCUUCAUAUGCAAACAAUUCAGCAGUUGUCGAGUUUACCUUCCCUUUCAAGUCCACCGCCUUUAGUUCACUUAUCAACAGCUGGCGGACAAUUACUACAAAUACAACCAGAUCAACUCGGACAAUUAACACAUCGAAUAAUACUGCAAUCAAAUGGACAACCUAUUUUAUGGCAACAACAACAGUAAGAGUUUUCUUACGUAAUAGAAUAAUAUAUUAUUUGAGACAGGUGAGAAAUAGGUUAAUAGUUGUAAUAUAUGCACUGGACAGGGAGAAAAAGGUUUGUUUGUUGUUUUUUUUUAUAUCUUCUUUCUCUUAUUAUAUAUGCUUUAAACAAUUGCUUUGAGCAAUUCGUACUAUUCUCUUUAAUAAAAUAAUAUAUAUUUUAAUUGACUAAAACAAAUUCUAG